Messenger RNA from Gongylonema pulchrum, 378 nucleotides. The record is from the annotation of a GenBank genome assembly. NCBI's taxonomy places the organism in Eukaryota, Metazoa, Nematoda, Chromadorea, Rhabditida, Gongylonematidae.
UUGCAGGCGAUAGAUCAUGUAUCAGUGUCAAUAAAACUGGUAAGUUUGAUUGGAUUCGGAAUUGCAGCACCACAAAUUAUCAUUUUUCACGGCCGUUUUAUCAGCAGCCCGGCUUGCCACUAUUACGAUUCCUCAUAUAUCCGCGUACAUGCUCCGGUGAGUGCGAGCCACUACGUCCCGAGAACUUUCGAAAAAAUGGCAAAUUUGAAUAUUGCCGGUCUGAGUUUUAUAUUGCCCGAAAGCAGCUGGCUAAUUGCGAGAAAGAACAACAAACAGCUUUUUGAUGCAUUUCCCGGAUCGCCUGAAUUAGCUGCACCGCUGCCAAAGGGUGGCAAAAAGAUCAUUUUUCCAGGCAAAAUGAAUGAUCAUCAAAAUUAG